Camellia sinensis is the source of this 3401-nucleotide messenger RNA. RefSeq lists its product as uncharacterized. Lineage: Eukaryota; Viridiplantae; Streptophyta; Magnoliopsida; Ericales; Theaceae. The record is from RefSeq and is a predicted model, not a curated record.
AUUCUCCCCCAAUUCUCUCUCUCUCUCUCUCUCUCCAUAGAGAUAUGCUUCUCCAAGAUUCACAUCGCGUAUAUGUAAUCUCCAUGUAUGUAUGAGUAUGAAUAUGAAUUGAAUUGUAACGUUAUAUAUAUCCUACCCAAAAUCACUAUACAUAUAUAUAUAAAUCGAAUCGAAAAGGAAAAAGAUUGCUUGCAGAAAAUCAAUUGAUUUCCAUUUCCAAGGCGGGUUCUUGUUCCUCCUCCUCUCAGGGUUUAAGAGCAAAUGGGGAGGGGAGGAAAGGUUGGGAGCAAGCCAUGUGGUAAGAGAAGAAUUCAGUCCAAAGACAAUGGAUCAGAUGAAUCCGAUGAGGAUUACACAGUGGGGGGAGAUGAAGAAUUCAAUGAUUCUGAGGAUUACACUUCUUUUACUGGGGAGGAAUCAGAAGAGAGUUUAGGUGAAUUUGAAGAAGAGGAGGAUGAGGUGGAACAGAAAGUGAGGAAGGCCAGUAGGUCAAAAGGGCGAAAGGCUUUUAUGGGUAGGAAGAAAAAUGGCGUUGGAAAGGCACGCAAGAAAAGAAAGGUUUCAUAUAAAGUAGAAGAUGAUGAGGAUUUCGAAGAUGAGGACGAAGAUGAGGAUUUUGAAGUGAAAAGUGGCAUUGGAAAGGCACGCAAGAAAAGAAAAGUUUCGUAUAAAGUGGAAGAUGAUGAGGAUUUCGAAGAUGAGGGUGAUGAUGAGGAUUUCAAAGAGAAAAAUGGUGUUGGAAAGGCACGCUAUAAAAGAAAGGUUUCAUAUAAAGUAGAAGAUGACGAGGAUUUCGAAGUUGAGGAUGAUGAGGAUUUCGAAGAGAAAAAUGGCAUUGGAAAGGCACGCAGUAAAAGAAAGGUUUCAUAUAAAGUAGAAGAUGAUGAGGAUUUCAAAGAUGAGGGAGAUGGUGAGGAUUUUGAAGAGAAAAAUGGCAUUGGAAAGGCACGCAAUAAAAGAAAGGUUUCAUAUAAAGUAGAAGAUGAUGAUGAUUUCAAAGAUGAAGGUGAUGAUGAGGAUUUCGAAGAUGAGGGCGAUGAUGAGGAUUUCGAAGAUGAGGGUGUUGAUGAUGAAGAUGAUGAUGAAUUUGCACCAGAUGAAAUUGAUUUAUAUGAUGAAGAUGAGCUGGCAGUCGGGAAGAAGAAUAAGAAGGUGAGGAGACCUUUCCUGGAAAAUGGUCAUGUCAAAGGGCGAAAGAGGAAGAGGAAUUCUAAGGUUAUUAAAAAGCCUAUGAGAAAGAAACUAACAAAGAGUCGCGGUUUGCGGAGAAACUCCGUUGCUGGUAAUGAUGGGGCAUUCACAGAGAAGAAACCAGUUGUAAAAGAAAGGAAUAAGAAGAACUCUGGUCAGAGAAAUAGGAGAAUCAUGAGAGACUCUGAUCCAGAUUUCGUGAGCUCUGGAUUAUCUGAUUUUGACUAUACUAUAUCUGAGGAAGAAAGAGAACAGGUGAGAGAGGCCAGCAAAUUUUGCAGAGAUUUGACUACUGCUUUGAGGAGUUCUUUUUCGACAAAGAGAUCACAAGAAGGGGGGGUUUUGUUUCAUCAUCAAAGAAAACGUUCAGGAAGAAAGGGUAAGGGGAAGGUAGAGGAUUUGAAAAAUGAAGCAGUGUGUGGGAUCUGUUUUUCAGAAGAAGGGAAGAAGACCGUUCGAGGAACGUUAAAUUGUUGCAGCCAUUAUUUUUGUUUUACUUGCAUAAUGGAGUGGUCAAAGGUGGAAUCUCGUUGCCCUCUGUGCAAGCAACGGUUCGCUUCUAUUAGUAAGCCUGCAAAAUCAAAUACAGGGUUUGAUUUGAGGACUGUGGUGAUCCAAGUCCCAGAACGUGAUCAGGUUUAUCAACCAUCUGAAGAAGAACUUAGGGGUUAUCUGGACCCAUACGAAAACGUGACUUGUACGGAAUGCCAGCAAGGUGGUGAUGAUGCUCUAAUGUUACUUUGUGAUCUUUGUGAUUCACCGGCACACACUUUUUGUGUUGGACUUGGACGCGUAGUACCAGAAGGCAGUUGGUAUUGCGAAGGCUGUAGACCAACUGCUUUUGCUUCCUCAAAUCCACAAGCUCCAAAUCCUACGUCCGACCACAGAACAAUGAAUGAUUUUUCAGGCAGAUCAUCUCCUGUAGAGAACGUAAGGGAGGCUAUAGACCUCAACUCGGCAUAUGUACCCGAAACACCAUUGAAUCAUGGUACUGGGAUUUUUUCAUCUCCUAGACAUCCUGUUGGGGAUUUUCAAGCUGCUUCUCCGGUAUCAGGAACAGGGGUUUUAACUGUGUCAGUAAGACGAAGGAUACAGCGUCAGAUACACGAUCUGCUUAGUAACAGAAGUAGUAGAACUGUUGGAAUGUCAGCUUCAACUUCGGGAAAUAAUCUUUUGGGCUCUCAAAUAGAGCAGGGUAGGGAAGUAGCAUUUCAACAUGCAAUAACACCAGAAAGGUCAUCGUCUCAUCAACCCUUUUCCCAGGGAAGGUAUCAGGGAAAUUUCAUGCCUUCAGUCCAGAGUACUAGGGAUCUUUCUUCUGCGAGGUGGAGCCAUUCAAGGGGUCAACCAAUUCAAGGUCAGUCUUCUACAUCUGGUGCUGAUGGUUCUGCGAAUAGGAUGCUACAAGCUGGAUUUGCUGGGAUCAGUAGGGGUAUGAAUUCAAGAUUGGGUUACGAGCAACAACUCCAUCCAUGUGGCAGCAGAUCAAGCAUUGCUGAUGAUAGCAUCUCCCCAUAUAGAUAUAGAGAGGUGAGCCAAUUUAAUGUAGAAAAGGAACAAGUGCAAUCAAUGGUUAGAAGCCAUUUAAAAAGCUUAUCCAGAGAGAUGGAGUUAGGAUACAGUACCACCUUCAAGGACAUUGCAAGGAUCUCUACGCACACCAUAUUAGCAUCAUGUGGCAUUGAGCACCAGGCGAGUGAGGUUUAUCCUGUGCAGCCACCCUCAAUGUGUAACCAUGCUGAAGCAAUGGCCAGUGGACAGAUGAGCCUGAUGAAAGGUUUCUGCACAUCUUGUUUUGAUUCAUUUGUGAGGCGUGUAGUGAGGGAAAUCACGAACACACAAAGUGCCUCCUCCAUUGUUUAGGGUUAGCGAUUGAUGUUGUGAUAUGGCUCACCAUUCUUGCUGUCCAUUUGACUAUUUUUGCAUACACCAUUUUUACUAUAUUUUUUUUCUCUCUUUUCUGCUAGGAAUUAAGACAAAAAAAUCAUGGUUAAAUUAAAUUGUCUAUGUGGAUAAAUUACUGAUGGUGAAAACCAAUGGCAUUGUUGUUGUUUGGAUCAGUUCCAACAGUUAGGCAUUGAUUAGACAUAGAGAAGUAGAAUUAUUCUUGUUAUUAUUUCUCCUUUGAUUAUCAUAGAUUACUGACCUUGAAUAUAGAAGUUUUAUGUUGUUAUCAGAUCGGAAUAAGAGUUGAUCAUGGUUUUUAGACU